This is a messenger RNA of Humulus lupulus (European hop), 861 nucleotides long. RefSeq lists its product as uncharacterized. NCBI's taxonomy places the organism in Eukaryota, Viridiplantae, Streptophyta, Magnoliopsida, Rosales, Cannabaceae. The transcript has a single exon. Bases 1 to 861 code for a protein of 286 amino acids. Gene Ontology annotation, molecular function: zinc ion binding; nucleic acid binding. The record is from RefSeq and is a predicted model, not a curated record.
AUGUUUGCAAUCAAGACUAGGGUUGAAGAGGAAAUGCUAGAACACAGCAGGCAUGCUGAAUCACCAAAGGAGGCUUGGGACACUUUUGUCACACUCUUCUCAAAUAAGAAUGAUGCAAGGCUACAGUUGCUAGAGAAUGAGCUCUUGGCAGUCUCACAACAAGAGAUGACAAUCAACCAAUAUUUUAACAAGGUAAAAUCUCUUUGUCGUGAGAUCUUGGAUUUAGAGCCUAGUUCUAAAAUUCCACAAGUAAGAAUGAAAAGAAUAAUUAUUCAUGGGUUAAGGCCUGAAUAUAGAAGUUUUGUUACCGCAAUAAAAGAUUGGCCAACCCAACCUUCUCUUGUUGAGUUUGAGAAUUUGCUAGCUGAUCAAGAAUCUUUGGCUAAGAAAAUUUUAGGAGUUUCACUAAAGAGUGAAGAAGAUCAAGCACUCUUUAGCAACAAAAGACAAGGGCGACUGAGGCAACAUAAUAACAUCGGAAGUAAUGAAAAGUCACGUAAACAACAAAAACAAAGCUUUCAAUCAGGGGAAGCUCAAGAGAAUCUUGAUAAGAGUAGUUGGACGAGUAAACAAAGGAACUUUCGAUGCUAUAAUUGUUAUAGAAAGGGGCACAUUGCAAAUCAUUGUUAUUCAAAGAAUCAUGUCGAAGGCAAUCCAGCUACCUCCAAAAAGACGAUUAAUACCGAAGAAGAAUGGGAUUUCGAAGCAUCUUUUGCGGUAGCAAAGUCCGAGAAGAAGGAUGCAAGCUCUGAAGAAUUGGCAUUGGCAGCAGUCAUCCCAGAACAAAUUAAAUACAAGAGAGAUUGGAUUAUUCAUUUCAGAUGCUCAAAUCAUAUGACUGGAGAUAAGGAGAAGCUAUGA